Messenger RNA from Salvia miltiorrhiza (redroot sage), 1590 nucleotides. Its product is annotated as TOM1-like protein 2. The record is from RefSeq and is a predicted model, not a curated record. Lineage: Eukaryota; Viridiplantae; Streptophyta; Magnoliopsida; Lamiales; Lamiaceae. The transcript has 3 exons. Gene Ontology annotation, molecular function: ubiquitin binding; phosphatidylinositol binding. Gene Ontology annotation, biological process: protein transport to vacuole involved in ubiquitin-dependent protein catabolic process via the multivesicular body sorting pathway. Bases 172 to 1305 code for a protein of 377 amino acids.
GAGUAGUAGUAUUCGUAUUUCCUAGUGUGGACUGGUGCAACUAACUCCAAUUUUGAGCAUAUAAUAUUACUAGUAUUAGUAUCCUCUGCUUAUCCUCCGUAUCUCACUUUAUCAAUUCAACGCCGCCGCCCUCCCCCGCCAUACCACAAAUAUCUCUUCCCAAUCGCAUCCAUGGAGAAACUCGAUUUAAACAAACUCAAGCUGGCCUCCUCCUCCCUCGGCGAGCGCAUAAAGACCAGCGGCGCGCAGAUGGGCCGCACCAUCAGCUCCAAGAUGAAGGAAAUCCUCCAGUCCCCUACGCCGGAGUCCAAGGCCGUCGACGAGGCCACCGCCGAGACGCUGCCGGAGCCCAAUUGGGGCCUCAACCUCCGCAUUUGCGCCAUGAUCAGCCGCACCGAGUACGACGGCGCCGAGAUCGUCAGGGCCAUCAAGAAGAAGCUCACCGCCGCCCGUAGCCCGCCCACGCAGGGGCUCAGCCUCGACCUGCUCGAGGCCUGCACCUCCAAUUGCGAGAAGGUCUUCUCCGAGGUGGCGUCGGAGAAGGUGCUCGAUGAUAUGGUCAGACUCAUCGAGGAUCCCAGGACGGACCACGGCGUUAGGGUCAGGGCGUUGCAGCUUAUCAGGGGCUGGGGCGAGUCUAACGAUCUCGAUUACUUGCCCGUCUUCCGUCAGACGUAUAUGAAUUUGAAAUCUAGAGAAUUCCCUCCUACAGCACCGGAAGAAAGCUUUCCCACUGUGCAACGCAACUUGGAGUCCUAUCUUGGUGAACAGCAACUAGCGCCGUCUGAGGGACACCCCAUUCCCAACUCAGGUGCAGCAAAUGAAGAAGUUCCCAGUUUCAUUAGUUAUGGUUUCCAGUCCAAUGAAGAGAAAAAGGAGCAUCUUCUUGUGGCUCGGAACAGUCUUGAUAUUCUCUCCAGCAUUUUGAAUUCUGACACCGAACCAAAACCCGUCAAGGAUGAUCUUACGGUUAGUAUGUUGGAGAGGUGCCAGCAGUCUCUUCCUGUUGUUCAGAGAAUUAUAGAAAGCACAUCUGAUGAUGAAGUGAUGCUUUUCGAUGCUCUAAACCUCCACGAAGAGCUUCAAAAUGCCAUAUCCAGACAUAGUGAGCUCGUAGCAGCCCUGGAAUCUGGAGAGGCAAAGGACCAGAAUACAGAGGAUCUUUCUGACGACUCUACUACUAAUAAAUCUACAUUGGGACCUCACGACACGACUGAAACUACAGAUAAUUCUAUAGCAGGCACCACCGGGUCCAACAAGUCAAGUCAUCAAGUAGAGAGUGCUGAAAAGAGCAGCAAAGAAUGAUCGAGCGCACUGGAAGAGGUUGCUUGUAUUUAGAAACUGUCUCUAGCCAUAGGAACGGCAUCGGUUCAAGCAGCCCGACUGCAGUAUGAUGAGGUGGUUGUGUUGUAAAUAAAUGAUAAGGUUUCAGUUGCCUUAGGAUAUGUAAUGUGUGUGGUUUAGCCGCAGUCUGCAGCUUCUAUACUUUGCUUGCAUAAGCUCCUGUUUCUCAUUCACCUCCUGAAUCGGAGCUUCAUUUGGAUAUUUGAAUCUUGCUGGUAUUUAAUUAUUUUAUUUACUUUUACUUCA